AUGAUCACAAAAAGCAAACAAGAAAGUCAGCACGCCGCAGACUUACGAGAGACGUUCCUUACCCUUCGAAAGCACCAAAUGAAACUCAAUCCUGACAAGUGUGUGUUUGGAGUUACCGGAGGGAAGUGCCUUGGCUUUCUGGUAGACGAGCGAGGCAUUGAAGCAAAUCCUGAUAAGAUCCGGGCUAUACAGAACAUGAGAUCCCCCACCUCAGUAAAAGAAGUACAAAAGCUCACGGGGUGCGUCGCUGCUCUUGGAAGAUUCCUUUCCAAGUCCGCGGAUAAAUCAGAAGCAGAAGAGUCCUUCCGCCAACUUAAAGAGCACCUGUCCACCUUGCCAAAAAUAGUUUCGCCCAUCAAAGGGGAGAAGCUAGUCCUAUAUGUCUCUGUCUCCGAAUACUCGUUAUCCGGAGUACUGGUUGCGGAAAGGGAAAAGAAACAGCUUCCUAUAUACUAUGUAAGUCAUGCAUUCCGUGGCUCGGAGGGAAACUACGAUUGGGCAAACCAGCUGGCGGAUUUCGGCAUCGAAUAUGAGCCUCGAACGGCAAUCAAAGCCCAAGCUCUGGCUGACUUCAUUGCUGAAAGCACUCUCCCCUAUCAUCCUGAACCCAAUCAGGAAUGGAAGCUGUAUGUAGAUGGGUCCUCUACCCAAUCAGCAAGUGGGGCUGGACUCCUCAUCGUGUCUUCCGCCGGGGUCCGUAUGGAAAGGGCGGUCAGGUUCGAGUUCGCAGCAUCCAACAACGAGGCCGAAUAUGAAGCAUUAUUGAUGGGACUGAGAAUUUGCUACGAAACGGGAGCCAAAAAAUUGUCCGCCUUCUCUGACUCCCAAUUGAUUGUUGGACAAGUGAACGGGGAAUUCGAAGCUAAAGAUGACAAUAUGAAAAUGUACCUGCAGCAAGUAAAGAAAUUUGUUCAAAAAUUCGACAAGUUCACGUUGGAACACAUUUCAAGAUCCCAGAACGCCCAGGCUGAUUCCCUGGCAAAGCUUGCCAGCUCAGCAGAAACAUCCGCGGCUCGAGACAUAAUCUGGGAAGUGCUUCCUAACCCCAGCAUCAACUUCAUGGUCGAUACCAUCGACAGAUCAGAAACAUGGAUGGAGCCAUACAUCGAAUAUUUGCGGAAUCAGACGCUUCCCCAAGAUGAAAGUCAGGCCAAAGUGGAUGCGGUAUACACCAAGGAGUACGAACUGUCAUUGGGAAAGUUCUUAGAAGUGGAUAUUAUUGGCCCUCACUCCGAGAAGACACGGAGUAUUUGA
This is a messenger RNA of Amaranthus tricolor (Joseph's coat), 1254 nucleotides long. RefSeq lists its product as uncharacterized. Bases 1 to 1254 code for a protein of 417 amino acids. The transcript is spliced from 4 exons. NCBI's taxonomy places the organism in Eukaryota, Viridiplantae, Streptophyta, Magnoliopsida, Caryophyllales, Amaranthaceae. Gene Ontology annotation, molecular function: RNA-DNA hybrid ribonuclease activity; nucleic acid binding. The record is from RefSeq and is a predicted model, not a curated record.